UUUAUAUAUUGGCGGUGUAAAACUUUAAUCGCAUUGGUUGCGACAACGCAACACAGUGCAGUAUAUUUUAGUAAAGUAUGGAUUACUUUAUCGGCGUAGAUGUGGGAACGGGUAGUGUGAGAGCCGCAUUAGUCGCGAAAAACGGGAAAGUGGCAAAAGCUGCGGUGGAAAAUCUAAAAACAUGGAAUCCUCAACCGGACUUCUACGAACAGUCUUCAGAUGAUGUGUGGAAUUGCUGUAAAAAGGUUAUCAAGGAAGUUGUAAAAGACAUACCAAUAAAUUAUGUAAAAGGUAUUGGAUUUGAUGCUACCUGUUCGUUAGUUGUUUUAAACAAGGACAUGAAGCCUCUCUCUGCGAGUUUAGAAGGCACUUCCGAGCAAAACAUAAUUUUGUGGAUGGAUCAUAGAGCAGUUAAAGAAGCUAAUUUUAUAAAUGAUUUAAAACAUCCCGUGCUUAGAUUUGUCGGAGGAAAAGUCUCUUUGGAAAUGGAAAUUCCAAAACUUUUAUGGUUGAAAACACAUCUUCGUCAGGAAUGUUGGGAUCAAGCGGGUGCAUUUUUUGAUUUGCCUGAUUUUUUAACUUGGAAAGCUACUGGCUGUGAUACUAGGUCAUUAUGUUCUUUGGUUUGUAAAUGGAAUUAUGAAAUCCAACCUGAUGGAGCUGGACAAUGGAAUCGGGAAUACUUGCUAAAAAUAGGAUUAGAGGAUUUAGUUGAGGAUAAUUUUAAAAAAAUAGGUUCAAUUGUUAUUCCACCAGGGACGCCGGUAGGAAACGGACUUUCUGCAGCUGUUGCUAAAGAACUGGGAUUGAAUGCGGGCAUCCCUGUUGGAACAUCCUUAAUAGAUGCUCAUGCAGGUGGUUUGGGAAUGAUAGGAUGUAGAGCAGACGGAAUUUUAGAAGAAUUUCAUUCCAAAAUAGGUUUAAUUUGUGGAACAUCUACUUGUCACAUGGCUGUCUCAAAAGACCCAGUAUUUUGCCCAGGGGUCUGGGGACCUUAUUACAGUGCAAUGGUACCUAACAUGUGGCUCAAUGAAGGAGGUCAAAGUGCAACCGGAAAACUGAUAGAUUUUGUAAUAGACAGUCACCCUGCCACGACGAAAAUUAAAGAAAAAUCAAAAGAAAGACAUAUUCAGAAUUAUUUAAAUGACGUAUUAAAAGAUAUGGCUAAAAGACAAAACUUACCUUGUGUUGCAUUUUUAACGAAAGAACUCCACAUUUGGCCGGAUUUUCACGGAAAUCGUUCACCACUAGCUGACCCUUCGUUAAAGGGAAUGAUUUCAGGGUUGACAUUAUCAAAUGACGAAGAAAAUUUGGCGAUAUUAUAUUUAGCAACAGUUCAAGCACUUUCUUAUGGCACAAAGUACAUAAUAGAAUCUCUUGUAAAAUCGGGUCAUUCUGCAAUAAAAACCAUCCUCAUAUGUGGGGGGUUAAGUAAAAAUUCACUUUUUACUCAAGUACAGGCUGAUGUGGUAAAUUUACCCGUGGUUUGCCCCGACGAACCCGAAUCGGUAUUACUGGGAUCAGCUAUUUUAGGAGCGUGUGCAGCUGGUACAUUUCCCGAUAUUCGAACAGCUAUUUCAUCAAUGGGAGGAACGGGAAAAGUUAUAAAACCUGAUAGCGCUACAAUCGAUUUCCAUGCGCGAAAAUACAAAGUUUUCUUGAAGAUGGUCGAAGAUCAACGUCUGUACAGAAAUAUCAUGGAUUCAUGAAUACUAUUUGUUUAGUAAAAAAACACAUUUAUUAAUUUUGGUUUAUGUAAAAGAAAUGUAAACAAUAAAUAAACAACAAAAGUUGAGUUUGUAA
Messenger RNA from Agrilus planipennis (emerald ash borer), 1803 nucleotides. RefSeq names its product FGGY carbohydrate kinase domain-containing protein. Lineage: Eukaryota; Metazoa; Arthropoda; Insecta; Coleoptera; Buprestidae. Gene Ontology annotation, molecular function: phosphotransferase activity, alcohol group as acceptor; kinase activity. The transcript has 8 exons. Bases 78 to 1709 code for a protein of 543 amino acids. The record is from RefSeq and is a predicted model, not a curated record. Gene Ontology annotation, biological process: carbohydrate metabolic process.